This is a messenger RNA of Cyanistes caeruleus (blue tit), 2320 nucleotides long. It is a transcript of the gene RABL3, whose product is annotated as RAB, member of RAS oncogene family like 3. The record is from RefSeq and is a predicted model, not a curated record. NCBI's taxonomy places the organism in Eukaryota, Metazoa, Chordata, Aves, Passeriformes, Paridae.
CCGGUAGCCGGGUGUUGUUGCUAGGCUGGGUAAAGAUGGCGGCUCUAGACAGGGUCAAGGUGCUGGUGUUGGGUGACUCCGGUGUCGGAAAAUCGUCGCUCGUUCAUCUCUUGUGCCACAACCAGGUGCUGGGAAACCCGUCCUGGACAGUGGGCUGCUCCGUGGAUGUGCGAAUCCAUGACUACAAAGAAGGAACUCCAGAAGAGAAGACCUAUUACAUUGAGCUGUGGGAUGUUGGAGGUUCCGUGGGCAGUGCCACCAGUGUGAAAAGCACACGAGCAGUGUUCUAUAAUUUGCUGAAUGGGAUAAUUUUAGUGCAUGACUUGACCAACAAGAAAUCAUCCCAGAAUUUGUAUCGCUGGUCUUUGGAAGCACUCAACAGAGAUGUUGCUCCAACAGGAGUUCUUGUGACAAAUGGUGACUAUGACCGUGAACAGUUUAGUGAUAACCAGAUCCCACUGCUGGUAAUAGGAACAAAACUGGAUCAGAUCCCAGAAACUAAGAGGAAUGAAGUUUUGACCAGAACAGCAUUCUUGGCUGAGGAUUUCAAUGCUGAAGAGAUAAAUUUGGACUGCACCAAUCCUCGUUACCUGGCUGCAGGUUCAUCCAAUGCUGUCAAACUAAGCAGGUUUUUUGAUAAGGUCAUAGAGAAGAGAUACUUCUUAAGAGAUGGCAAUCAGAUUCCUGGCUUCUCUGAAAGGAAGAGGUUUGGAGGAGGAACACUGAAGAGCCUUCAUUAUGACUGAGCACUGAAGAAGUGGAAGAUGACUUCUCUGAGUUCCUAAUGACAUUCCCAUUCUGACUGGGUGCUCAAGGACAGUAAUGCUUCUGUCAAACAGAGUAAAAUGAUAUUACAGCUGGCUAGCCUGCUGAAGCUUCUCUUGCUGGAAAAGACUUGGGAAAGGUUUUCCAAAAACCUAAUCUGGAGCCUAGAGUAUUUCUUAGGAUUGCAGACCAUCUGGAUCUAUGGGAACUUCUGGGGAAAGUGUGCAAUAAGUUGAAAGCCUCUCACACUGCUGUGGGAAACUUCAUCAUACACAGCAUGUAUAUGUGACAUCCUCGACUCCAUUUGGAAAACUUAUGGACAGUCUUUGCAAUGAUUUGCAUUCAUUUUACCUCUCAAGGAAGGAUGAUGCUGAGUGGGCCUCUCAUGUGCAUUAAAGUGACCAAAACAAGUGAGCAAAACAUAACAAUGGGUAAGGAGUGGUCUGGAAAAUAAUAGAAUGCCUUCAUUAAACGAAUGGAGUGUUGUUUCACCUAGAGCACACUGUUCAUCCCUAUUCAAAAGGGAUAAAAGCAAUAGGCAAGAUAUGAAAAAAAGAUUUGAAGCCUUAAAAAGAAAAUCAUUAGUAGAAAACAACUGGUGUUAGUUCUGCUGCUUAAAUUAAAAUUGUUUACUUUGGAGAGGGCAAAGUAAAUCAGGUUCUCCUGUUAAUCUUUUCAUAAUUGAUUGUGGUCUUGUUUUUUAUAUUAAAUUAAAAGGCAAUCCAUUGAAAACUGAUGGAGAAAGUAUGUUUUUAUACAGUGCUUAUUUGGAACAAAUGUGACAUGGUCCUAUUGAGGACUUAGUGGAUUCAGAAAACAUGAAAUGUAAGAACAUCCUCUGAAUUAGAAUGGAUAGAAAUUUAGAAGGGAUAUAAAGCUUAGUAGGAACUGAGCAUGAUUAGGAGGAGAGUUCUGUGAUAUAGAUGUUUCCUUUAAAUAGUUAGCACUAAGAAUAAAGGAGACUGAUCUGGUCUGAUCUCCUGUACUGGGUCUUGUUUUCCUAAAUAACCCAAGCUUUGCACGGUUUCUCACCUUGCUAGAAUUCCAUGAAAUGGUAAAAGCCUGAUUUAUGGCACAUUCUUUCCACUCCUUCCUCACUGUCACCUCUAAUGGUUAAGCCUCUGGCAAAGGCUAACUAAGAGCUGGAGUUAGAUAUAAAUAGAGAUUAAUAAUAAAUCGGGAUAGAAGAAAGUAAAAUGCCGGUGUGAAAUUGACAGGGAGCAGAGUUCUGCAGUCUCUGGAUUACCUCUGCCUGCAGCUCUUCUGGCAGCUGCUUGGAAGUAAAUGGAAACCUGCCUACUGCCACUAAUCAGGCACAAAAGUGACAGCUGGGGGCACCAGUCAAACUUUUUAAAAAUACAGAUGCUUUGCUUUUCCUUAGGCCAUUUCCAGAAAGGUCUGAGAGCAUUUGUAGACAUGAAUGCAGUAAGUUUUUAGAUGCUUAUGUGAAAUAUGUUGUUAGUUUACAGUUAUUUUACAACCAGAAAAGACAAGGUACCAAAAUAUUCAUAAUAAAGAAUGUUUGUCUGAGCUGUGCCGCUCGUGACAGCACUAA